Messenger RNA from Punctularia strigosozonata HHB-11173 SS5, 684 nucleotides. RefSeq lists its product as uncharacterized. The transcript is spliced from 4 exons. Lineage: Eukaryota; Fungi; Basidiomycota; Agaricomycetes; Corticiales; Punctulariaceae. Bases 1 to 684 code for a protein of 227 amino acids. The record is from RefSeq and is a predicted model, not a curated record.
AUGCCUUCGCCGAUUGAUUUUACACUGGGCGCUUUGGAGAUCGGUACAUUGAUAUCCACUCUACUCUAUGGAGUGAUGAAUAUCCAAGCGUACACGUACUACACCGCCGAUAUCCAAGGAUGUAGUCGCAUCCGUGCAUUCGCCACGAUUGUAUGGAUUCUCGAAACAUUGCAUGCUGCCAUCUCCUGGGCAUACAUGUACAGCGCCACUGUUACUUACUACGGGCAGCCGGCCCAUCUUACUUCGGUCCCUUGGUCUCUAUCCGCGACAGUGGUCAUAGGGGGGACGGUAGCUACUCUCGUGCAGGCGUUCUUCACCUACCGCCUUUGGAGAUUGUCUCGGUCGCUCUAUCUCGCCAUCGUCGGCUGGGUGUUGGCUAUGAUCCACCUUGGCGCGAUACUUGCGGUCGGCAUCCUGGCUUCGGAAAUCAAACAGCUCGGGGUCUUUGCCGAACGAUAUCUAUGGGUUGCUCUCCUUGCGAUCGCUGACUCGCUGGUGUUGGACAUCUUCAACACUGUUGGGCUGUGUUACUACCUGAACAAGCAACAAACGAUGUUCACGAGGAUGUCUUUGCUACUUGACAAGAUUGCCGCAUGGACCAUAGGUUCGUUUUAUUUUCUUCCCGCUUGGCACGCAGUGAGAUCCCGCUUUCAGAGACCAGCCUGCUCACGAGGCAUGUUUUGA